Molecule: messenger RNA, 991 nt
Organism: Episyrphus balteatus (marmalade hoverfly)
Lineage: Eukaryota; Metazoa; Arthropoda; Insecta; Diptera; Syrphidae
Product: probable cytochrome P450 28a5
Exons: 5
Coding region: 11-991 (326 amino acids)
Molecular function (GO): iron ion binding; monooxygenase activity; oxidoreductase activity, acting on paired donors, with incorporation or reduction of molecular oxygen
Source: RefSeq, a predicted model, not a curated record
CUUCAGUUCAAUGGAUAGCUCUUUAGCAGUUUUUAUCGUUUUAGGUUCCAGUAUUAUUGGAUUAGUGUAUUUUUAUUUAGUGUGGAAUUUUAAUUAUUGGAAAAGUCGCAAUGUAAAUGGUCCGAAGCCAACAAUUCUUUUUGGUAAUUUACCAAGUCUUGUGAGAAAACAUCGAAAUUAUAAUUUUGAAGUUUCUGAGAUAUAUGAAAAAUUCAAAAAAACUGGUGAUAGAUUUAUUGGCAUAUUCAUGACAAGAAAUCCAGUCGUUUUACUUUUGGAUCCACUUCUUGCACGAGACAUUUUGACAAAUAAAUUUAAAUCGUUCAGUAACAAUGAACUAUCGUUGUGGGGUAAUAGAAAAACAGAAAAAGUGUCAAUUCAUCAUCCAUUUAUAACCCGCACCGAUGAAGAUUGGAAAGAAAGACGAAAUGAUUUUAUUGCUGGAAUAAGUGAUAGUAAGCUUCAGCAAACUUACCCAAUACUUACCCAAAUAAAUCAUAGAAUGACAAAUUUUAUCAACACUGAAAUUGUUAAAACUGGAGGAAUUAUUGAAAUUGAAUCGCUCUCCUAUAAGUAUGUCGUCGACUUUGUAGCAAAUUUCGUCUAUGGUAUUGAUGCCAAUGUAUUCACAUCUGGAAUUCCAACAAACCCAAUGUACAAUCAUUCGAGGAAUCUUAUGGAUUUGUCUUUCAAACAAAUCGAACAAUUCUAUCUUCUCGGUUUGGUACCGUGUUUGAAAAAAAUCGUCAAAGAUCGAUUUUUUGAUCAAGAUACUGACAAUUAUUUCAUUGAUAUGCAAAAGAUUGCCAUUGAUAUGCGAUUAAAGAACAAAAAUGAUCGUUUUGACUUUUUGAAUUACGUUCUAAAAUUGCAGGAAAAGAAAAAUCUUAGCAACAUGGAUGUUGUGGUUCAUAGUAUGUCAGUUGUUUUGGAUGCUGUUGAUACAACGGCUUUCGUGAUUCUUCAUACCUUGUUUUUGGUAAGAUAUUGA